Fusarium oxysporum Fo47 is the source of this 1926-nucleotide messenger RNA. RefSeq names its product Sodium/calcium exchanger protein-domain-containing protein. Gene Ontology annotation, molecular function: calcium:proton antiporter activity. The record is from RefSeq and is a predicted model, not a curated record. Gene Ontology annotation, cellular component: fungal-type vacuole membrane. The transcript is spliced from 4 exons. NCBI's taxonomy places the organism in Eukaryota, Fungi, Ascomycota, Sordariomycetes, Hypocreales, Nectriaceae. Gene Ontology annotation, biological process: intracellular calcium ion homeostasis; calcium ion transmembrane transport. The coding region runs from base 361 to 1773 and encodes 470 amino acids.
GUGAAACAUGGAGCUUGUACUCGCAUACAGUAGCAAUGCAUUGAAUAGAGGAUCGACUGGGAGUGAGUGCCUCGUUACAGUAUUGCUUUCCUCUUCUCUCCCACACACUUAUAUCCAUCCUUCCCUUCCCUCUUUUGUUACGCGCUUGGUCCUCUCCCUUUUAUUUGCCUACUAACCACUCCAACCGUAACAAGUAAACACACACUAUCCGUAUACGCUGGGCGGUCUGGCAGCUGGCUCCCUCCUACAAGCCCCUAGGUCCUAGUCCCUGGUCUCGACCCUUCUCUCUCGGAAAUUUGAGAGGACUAUACCUGAACUGUCCCGUACUGCACUGAAGUGAACAUACAAAAGGCAGCCGACAUGCCUCGAGAUCGCUCCUCUUCACGCUCCCAUCGACAUCGCUCAUACAACCCUCCCGACAUGCGACAAGUCUCAUCCGACGACCGUACUCUCCCGGUUCCAAACACAUAUAGCGAACACAAGAGAGGAGAGAAAAGAAGCCACGGCAACAGCAAAAUGUCUCGACAUAUCAAGCCUGCGGGCGAGAGUGGUCGAAAGGGCUUCCAUCCUAUUCACUUUUCCAAGAUCUCGUUCAGAUCAACCAGUCGAGCUAGUUUGCUUUGCAACUUUCUCUGGCCUUUCGUUCCUGCUGCCAUUGCUGUUCGCUAUGCUAUGCCCGAUAAUCAUAUCACCAUUUUCGCGCUGGCCUAUAUCGCCAUGGUUCCGUGUGCCAAUUUGAUCGGCUUUGCUGGUCAGGAGCUGUCACGAAAGCUGCCUCAUGUCUUGGGUGUCCUUCUCGAGAUCACCAUUGGCUCUAUCGUCGAAAUCAUUCUUUUCAUGGUUCUUCUUUCCAAGGAUAUGUUUUUCGUUAUCAAGGCUGCCAUCAUGGGUUCAAUUCUUGCUACCAUGCUCCUAUGCCUCGGUGCUUGCUUUUUCGUUGGUGGCAUGUUGAAAGAAGAACAGGAAUUCAAUGAGGCUAUCAGCGAAGCUGGAAGCGGACUACUUUUAACUGCUGGUGUUGUUCUGGCCCUUCCUACUGUCUUCGAGUACGGUGUUGGCAAUGGCGAGUCACUUACCGCCGCAAACCUCGACCACAAGACACUCCAAAUCUCGCGCGUCAUCUCAGUUCUUCUGAUCAUCGCGUAUCUUGUAUAUGUCUUUUAUCAGGCUCGAACUCACCAUGGUAUUUACGCUGCUGUAUUCGAACAGGAUGAACACAACGAUCGAGACAAGCACAAGGACCAAGCCAAGGCCAAGCUUACUUUGACUGAGUGCAUCAUCGCUUUGGUCAUCUCCGUGGGCCUUGUUGCAUGGACGGCGGUUAUUCUCGUCAUGCAGAUCGAAUAUGUCAUCGAAAGGGGUGAUGUCAGCGACGCAUUCAUGGGUCUCAUCCUUGUUCCACUUGUUGAGAAGCUUGCGGAGCACUUGACCGCCAUCGAUGAGGCCUGGGAUAACCAGAUUAAUUUGGCAAUGUCUCACGUACUCGGUGCGACUUUACAAACUGCUCUCUUUAACGCCCCUCUUGCCGUCGUUGUCAGCUGGGGCCUCAACAAGGGUCUUGAUCUCAACUUUGCAGUUUUCGACCUCGUCAUGCUCAUCCUCGCUAUUCUCACCGUUGGUCGAUUCCUCCAGGAUCAGAAGAGUAACUACCUGGAAGGCUUUCUGCUCAUCAUUCUUUACGUCGCUAUUGCUGUUGCGGCCUUCUACUAUCCAAACCCGACUGGCCAUGGAUCCGAGGGGGCUGCUGAAGGUAGUUCCGAGGGUGGACAUUGAUAGAAUCCUCACCGGUUCGCUUCGAGUCUACCGGUUCUGUUUUUAACCUAUUACGAUGUUAUGACCAGGAGUCACUUUCCAGUUUGAUGUUGCUCAGGGAUAGCAUGCCUGUAUAGAUACACAGAGUUGGGUCGUUGGAGCAUGUAUAGCAUA